GUUUCCCAUAUGACACCAUCGCCAACGUGGCAGUUACGUUAGCCACAUGUAACACUCUCAUUCCCGUUAAAGCCAGCUAAGCAGCUACAUCGGAUUCUUCUUCUUCCCACUCCUCAAAAUUCUCUCCUCUCCAACGGCUAUAUCUAAAACUCUUUCUUGCAAAUUCAACGCUCUGUAAUGGUCGGCGUGACAGUGGGGCCCACGCCCCUCUUUCCUUUUAUUAGCCCUACGGUCCGCUCUCACUUUUCUCUCCCACGCGCCGUUUCGCACUCCCUCACUCCGCUCUUCCUCUUUCUGCCCCCUCACGGUCCGGCCAUGACCGCCGCCGCCACGGAGGCCGCCGCUCGUUCCCUCAAGAUCGUCAAGCUCUUCAUCGCCCUCCUCCGCCGCGACUUCAACUCCUCCAAAUGCAAGACAGCGGCAAAAAUGGCGGUGGCCAGGAUAAAACUGCUGAGGAACAAGCGGGAGGCAGUGGUGAGACAGAUGAGGCGGGACAUUGCUCUCCUUCUCCAGUCUGGGCAGGAUGCCACUGCUCGUAUUCGGGUUGAACAUGUCAUAAGGGAACAGAAUGUCUUGGCUGGAAAUGAGAUUAUUGAGCUCUUCUGCGAGUUAGUAGUGGCUAGACUAUCAAUAAUAGCAAAACAAAGAGAAUGUCCACCAGAUCUAAAAGAAGGGGUUGCUAGUUUGAUUUUUGCCGCUCCGAGGUGCUCGGAAAUACCAGAACUUUCUGCACUUAGGAACGUUUUUGAGAAGAAAUAUGGCAAAGAUUUUGUCUCUGCUGCCACUGAUUUAAGGCCCAACUGUGGAGUGAAUCGGCUGCUCAUUGACAAGCUCUCAAUUCGAACUCCGUCGGGUCAAGUGAAGCUCAAAAUAAUGAAGGAGAUUGCCAAGGAGCACCAGAUUGAAUGGGACACAACGGAAUCUGAGAAAGAGCUGCUAAAGCCUCCUGAAGAACUUAUUGAAGGGCCUCGGACUUUUGUCAGUGCUGCCAGCUUACCUGUGAAGCCUAUGGCAAACCAAUCUGCUCGAGAUAUUGCCCAGAUUGGAAGAACAACGAACAGUCGAGAGGAUGAUACGCACUUUCAAGAUACAGCUUCUGCUGCAGAAGCUGCUGCGAAAGCGGCGAAGCAAGCGAUUGCUGCUGCACAGGCUGCUGCCUAUUUGGCAAACAAAGACUCAAACAGAGGUGGUCGAGGUGGUUUGGGUUUCGGUCUCGAAUUUGAAGGUCUUCCGACUAAUUCUAGCCCAACCAACUCUCAUAAUAUGGAUAAUCAUCAGUUCAAGGCAGGAGAAGAGACGACAAUCCCACCUCAGAGCUUAGGCAGAUGCUCCUCUCUGAAGAAUAAUGAAGAGACCAGGAAUGUAAAUACAAAUUAUGAUGAGGCUUACAGAAGAUAUAGCUACAAUCCUACAGACAUAAAGUUCGACGAAUCAGAUUGUGAAGAAGAAACUCAAAUGGACGACGAAUCUAGAGGGGCUACUAAUCAACCUCCUGACCGGAAUCCUCCUCCUGUACCCUCGUCUCGGGUUCACCCGAAGCUACCAGAUUACGAUACACUUGCUGCUCGCUUUGAAGCUCUCAAGUACAAAAAAAUUUAAACUUAAUUAGUCUGAAUAUGUUGCCAAUGGUGCAUGUUAACUACUCGGCCUUUUGCAUUCAAAAUAAACAAGUAGUUUAAGACACUUAUUUGUUACUGUUACACUAUCUUAUAUAAUCAAAUACUGUAGAAAAGGAUCAGUUUAUGAGUUCAAAAAUGCAAAUUUUUUUGGAUA
This is a messenger RNA of Momordica charantia (bitter melon), 1773 nucleotides long. Its product is annotated as Regulator of Vps4 activity in the MVB pathway protein. The record is from RefSeq and is a predicted model, not a curated record. Lineage: Eukaryota; Viridiplantae; Streptophyta; Magnoliopsida; Cucurbitales; Cucurbitaceae. Gene Ontology annotation, biological process: protein transport.